AUGCCAAAAGAUAAGGAAAUUAAUGAGAACUCAAAUGAAGUACAAGAAAACAGAAUUACAGAACAUAAUAACGAAGAUACGGCUAAUGAAAGAAAAUCACAAAAUAAUGAGAUUCAUAUUGAUAUGACAAGAUUAGGGGAUGAUGCAAAGGGAACUGAAAAUGAAAGAAAAAAUCCGAGUAUUGUGGUGUACCAGUUCUAUGGAGCUCAAAAUCAGAACGACUGGGGGAUGUCAGGAGGCAACACUUUUGAUAAUGGCGCACCUCCGUUGGAAUAUGAUCCGAAGACUAGGAAUGAUUUCGUUCGUUUUGUGUUCAUUAUAGUUUUUAUAAUGUUAAUGUGCACAGCGUCAUUCACCGUCCUGGUAUUUAUCACGCCUGAUAUGAAAAUAUUUUUUCAAAGGAUUGGUUUAGUAAUUGGCAUACCAGCCAUGAUUUUAAUUAUUGGGCUGAGUUUCGUGAUGUCUUGUUCGGAGUGUGCCAGAAAAAUGCCUUGCAAUAUUGUGUGUCUUGUUUUAGCGGUUAUAGGAAUGUCCACAAUUGUUUCGUUCAUCACGGUUCAUUACAACACGGAGAUCUUGAUGUAUGCAAUGCUGGCGACCGCUGUCGUUGUGUUUGUCUGUAUAUUACUGGCCUGUUCCAAUUUUGACUUCACUAAAUGGUUCAUAUACGUAAUUGUCAUAUCAACGGCAUUCAGCGUAAUAGUGAUGAUUGUCGGUGUGACUACGUUAAUAACGAACACUCACAUGAAGUCGUUGGACCUCGGCCUUUUGAUUGUCGGCACAUUGAUUAAUGUUGUUAUAUUGGUAUUGGAGCUUCAGACCAUUCUAGGUGGUAGAUCUGUGGAACUCCACGAGGACGAUUACGCGAUGGGUGCAUUCCUACUCUACAUUUCCAUAGUUGAUAUAUUCCUCCAAUUCGUGCAGAUAUUGGGUAUUUUAGGGGAUACGUGA
Messenger RNA from Bombyx mandarina (wild silkworm), 951 nucleotides. Its product is annotated as protein lifeguard 1. Gene Ontology annotation, biological process: negative regulation of apoptotic signaling pathway. NCBI's taxonomy places the organism in Eukaryota, Metazoa, Arthropoda, Insecta, Lepidoptera, Bombycidae. Gene Ontology annotation, cellular component: membrane; Golgi apparatus; endoplasmic reticulum. The record is from RefSeq and is a predicted model, not a curated record.